Messenger RNA from Salvelinus fontinalis (brook trout), 1552 nucleotides. RefSeq lists its product as uncharacterized. The record is from RefSeq and is a predicted model, not a curated record. NCBI's taxonomy places the organism in Eukaryota, Metazoa, Chordata, Actinopteri, Salmoniformes, Salmonidae. The coding region runs from base 383 to 1294 and encodes 303 amino acids. Gene Ontology annotation, molecular function: protein dimerization activity. The transcript has 2 exons.
UAAUGUAGUCUGGAUAAAGUUGUGGCACAGUGUUUUGAUGGCGCAGCAGUCAUGGCAUCUGGACUCAAUGGGGUGCAGGCUAAAGUUAAGGAGAGGGCACCGAUGGCCUUAUUCAUUCACUGCUAUGCACAUCGACUAAAUUUAGUACUGACUCAAGGAGCCUCAAAGCUUAAAGAAUGCAAGGUCUUCUUUGCCAACCUCAAUGGCCUUGCAGCAUUUUUCUCACGAUCCCCUAAGCGCACGCAACUGCUGGAUGACAUCUGCAAGCGUCGUCUUCCUAAGGUUGCACCAACGAGGUGGCAAUAUACAUCUAGAUUGGUCAAUGCAGUCUUUGAAAAGAGAGUUGCCCUAAAGGAGCUGUUUAACCACUUACUGGAACAUCAUGAUGACCAUGACGGGGAUACUGUGCUUAUGGCUGAUGGAUUUACUGGAACAUCAUGGUGACCAUGACAGGGAUACUGUGCUUAUGGCUGAUGGAUUUAAUGCACGUUUGGAUAAUUUUGAGUUAUGUUUUUUGCUUGAAACAUUCAAUGGGAUUUUUAAUUAUUCGGAUGUGCUUUUUGGAAUUCUACAGAAACAAACUUUUGAUGUACAAUUCUGCCUGACAAGGGUGAACGAGUUUUGUGACACAAUUGAGCGAGAGAGGUGCAGGUUCAGUCAAAUCUACGAUGACACAGCGUGCAUCUCAAGUUCACCCAGCGCACGCAGAGGCCCAGCACAAGGAGACCCUCGCACAUACUACCAACAACUCCACAGCAAUAUUCUGGACAACAUUAAUUGCCAGAUACGAAACAGGUUUCAAGACGACGAAAAAUGUAUGUUUCUCUCCCUCCUGGACCCCCGGCACUUUCAGACCUACCGGAAAAAAUUCCCGCAAACAGCCUUCUCCAGCUUAACAGAGAGUCACGGAACACUGUUCGACCUAUCCAAGCUAAAAACAGAACUGACUGUAAUGUAUGCUAUGACUGAUUUUGAAGGGAAAAGUCCCUCUGAUCUCCUUGAUUUCCUUAAGCAGAAAAAUCUGAAUGAGGACAUGGGGCAACUUUACACAUUGGCAUGUGUGACAGUGACUAUCCCUGUGUCCACGGCUUCUGUCGAGCGGUCAUUCUCGGCCUUAAAGCGAAUCAAAACGUAUUCCAGAAAUGCUACUGGACAGACUCGGCUUUCAGCAUUAGCCUCCAUGUCGAUAGAAAAGGACUUAUUGGUGGAACUAAAACGCACAGAUAGACUGUACAACAGAGUCAUUGAAGUCUUCUUGAGGAAAGAAAGGAGGAAGGAUUUUGUGUUCAAAUAAUCAGUCUUUGUGAAUAGUUAUGUGUCUUUAUCAUCACGGUGAAACUGCUUUGGGUGCGACAAUGCGCUGUUUAGUGAACACACUGUAUUUAUUUUUUGGGGGACUUAAAGCUCAAAGUUUGUGGACCAGAAAUGGAUAGAAGAAGAAUAUUAAUAUAACUCUGUUGCACUCGACUAUGUUCUUGCCUAUUAGUUGAACUGUACUGUAUUGUACUCUUCCCCUGCAAUUCUCUGAAUAAAAAUGUCAAUUUCAAGGUGA